AAAGAGACAGCAGACAUGCUGGAAACAUUAACCGCAGAAAGAAAAAAUAGUCCAGUGAUAACUGGUUCCACCGGCUCCUGUUGUAAUAACUGUGAUCAGUGUGUUUCUGUCUGCUUGUUUUGUCUCCUCCUCUCAGAAAUCAGCAGGCUCCUCCCCUCCAGCCCUCCCCCUUCCCCCACCUGUAGCUGUCAGUCACAGCAGACAGCUGAUGAGUUGCAGGUCUGCACAUGUGCAGGUGUGUCCUGUCAGGGAUCCAUCCGCCUGGCGGCCACCGUUCCCCUUCCUUCAGAUCCGCCGCCGGCCUUCUGGAUCUCUGAGAAGCUUCUUCAGAAGGUUUCCAGCCCCGCGUUCCCCCUGCCUGCCUGGUGUUCACACACAGCUGGAGGUUGUCUCACACACACACCACCACUGGCUGACCUCACUGUGACCCUUCAUCCCCACAACCACCGCCACACCCCCCUGAGCCCCGCCCUCCUCCUGGGAGCAACCAUGGCAUUGUCUUCCCGCUUAAAGCUGUGGGAGCAGAAGAUAAAGGAGGAGAACAAGCCGGCGGCCGCCACCAUCCCUCCACCGCCGCUGUCCGUCCUGCCGGGAGGCAUCCUGAAGCAGCUGGUCAGAGACUCAGAGAAAGAGACCAAACAUAAAGAGCCAGAGGUCAAAGAGGUCAAAGAGGAGAGGACACCGCACAAACUGAGCGACAACCUGGUGCAGCAGUUCCUGGUCCCGGAUCAGACUCCUCCCAUCCUGGAGGCCGAGAUGGCUCUGCGGGCCGAACUGGUCAACAACAGCAAAGAGAAACGAUCCGACUGCGUCCAGCCGGACGGCGGCCUGCCGGCCCAGCGCCACAUAAUGACUCCGGACUCCAACGGACAGACGCUCUCACCAGAGCCCCCGAAGCACAGCCAGCGACAGGAAAAGAAGCAAGAGGUGGUGGGCAGGAAGAAGAUGGAGCCCGAGCAGAACGAGAGGAGGACGGAGGACGGGAGGCUGGUGGAAAGCAACCAGAACGGGAUCGAGGAGAGACAGGAACCAGAGGGGAGGCAAGCUGACGCAACCGUGACAGAGCAGAACGGGAAGGAGGUGAGGGACGUGUGGUACGAGGUCGGACCUGUGUGGUUCGUCCACAAAGACGGCUUCACCCGCGCCACUCAGCUGAAGCCAGACGAAGGAACGCCUGACCUCCCGUCGGGUCGGGUCAGAGUCCGGCUGCAGACGGACGGCUCGCUCCACGACGUCACAGAGUUUGAAGUCGAAAAGUGUAACCCGUCGGAGCUGGACAUGUGUGAGGACCUGAGCGACCUGCAGUGUGUGAAUGAAAGCGGAGUUCUGCACACACUGACCAGUCGAUCCAAAGCCAGCAUGCCCCUCACUCACUCUGGACCCAACCUGGUCAGCCUGUGGCCCCCGCUGCAGAUCCACAGCAAGACCCCGAAGACGCGGCGGGGGGAGUGUGUGUGGGACGCCCCCCCUGCUCUGGACGCACUGGUCAAGCGGGUGUAUCUGUCCAUGGUGGGAACCCGGAGGGACCACAGCGUGUGUGCGUUGGGACGCAGCGGCACGGGGAAGACCACCACCUGCCAGGCGUUCACACACACUCUGCUGAAACGGGCCGGAGCGGUCGGACCCAACAUCAGCGUGGAGCGAGUGAGCGCCAUGUUCUCCAUCCUGAGGUCCUUCGGCUGUGUGAGCUCCCCGCACAGCGACGCCUCGUCUCGGUUCGCCACGGUCUUCUCUCUGGACUUCAACCACGCCGGCCAGGUCUCUGCCGGACACCUGCAGACCAUGAUGCUGGAUAAAUGGACAGUGUGUCAGAAAACUCCAGGAGAAAGCAACUUCCUGGUCUUCUCCCAGAUGCUGGCAGGACUCAGCUCAGAAAUGAGGACAGAACUGCAGCUGCACCACCUCCCUGAUUCCAACUCUUUUGGGAUCCUUCAACCCACCAAGGUUGAAGAAAAACAGCGAGCCUCUGUCGCCUUCACCAAGCUGCUGGCUGCCAUGGAAAUGCUAAGCUUCUCAGCCGGAGAGCAGAAGGCGAUCUGGCACGUUCUGGCUGCUAUUUACCACCUGGGAGCUGCUGGGGCCUGUAAAGUGGGCCGGAGACAGUUCGUGAACUUUGACAGCGCUCAGGCAGCCAGCAGAGUCCUGGGGUGUGAGGCGGAGGAGCUGGACACGGCCGUCUUCAAGCAUCACCUGCGGCAGCUGCUGCAGAAAGCCACCGGACUCAGCAGAGAGAGGAACGAGGCCGAGGAGGGUCCCCGUCUAACAGCUGCUCAGUGUGUGGAUGGAAUGGCUGCUGGUCUCUAUGAAGAGCUCUUCACUGCCAUAGUGUCUCUCAUCAACAGAGCUCUGAGCGGCGAGCAGCUAGCGUUAGCCUCUGUGAUGGUGGUGGACGCCCCGGGCCUCAGGAACCCCCGACACUCGGCGGAGGAGCGAGGGGCCGGCUGGUCAGAGCUGUGUCACAAUUACCUGCAGGAGCGGCUGCUGGAGCACUACCACUCACACACCUUCACACACACACUGGAGAGAUACACACAGGAGAGGAUCCAUGUGGCGUUCGAGUGUCCAGACAGCAGUUCUUCAGAGGUGGUGUCCGCCAUCGAUCAGUCGCCUGCGCAGGUCCGGGCACCAGAUGGAGACCCCCGAGGUCUGUUGUGGGUUCUGGAUGAAGAGAUGGUGACGCCCUCCUCCUGUGAGAGCGCCGCCCUGCAGAGAGUCUGUCAGUAUUACGGCAACACUGUACGUCAGUGUGAGCAGCCGCUGCAGUGUGAGGUGAGCCACCUGUCGGGACACGACCCGGUCCGGUACGACCUCUCAGGAUGGUUCGGUCGGAUCCAGAGCAACCCGUCUGCUCUCAAUGCCAUCACUCUGCUCCAAAGCUCCACCAUAGGUGUGGUGAAGGCCAUGUUCACCCCCAGGAUCUCCCUCCCGCCUCUGUGCCGCGGCCUGGCCGGGUUGGAGGGAGGCAGCCAGCGUGCCCUGCAGCGGAACGGAAUCAUCCGGAAAACCUUCAGUGGCGGGAUGGCGGCCAUACGCAGACACUCCCAGUGCAUAGCAGUGAAGCUGCAGGCGGACGCACUGGUGAACCUGAUCCGCCGAGCCAGGCCGGUGUUCCUACAGUGUGUCAGCGCAAAAUCGAGCAGCGGCGGUUUGGACGUGCCGGCUCUCAGAGUGCAGCUGCACUCCACCCAGAUCCUGUCGGCCCUGCAGCUCUACCGCACAGGUUAUCCAGAACACAAGACGCUCAGUGACUUCAGGUGCCAUUUCCAGGCUCUCUCUCCUCUGAUUAUGAAGCGUUACUCCUCCAUGUUUGUCAGCCAUGAUGAGAGAAAGGCAGUGGAGGAGCUGCUGGUUGAGCUGGACAUAGAUAAAAACAGCAUUGUGGUUGGAGCCAGCAGGGUGUUUAUGAAGAGAGGUGUGCUACAAUACCUGGAGCAGCAGAGGGAUCAGCAGGUGACAGGGUGGCUGAUUUACCUGCAGGCCGCCUGUAAGGGACAUCUGGGACGUCAGAAGUACCGCAAACUUAAGGCACAGCAGAUGGCGGUGAGGUGUCUACAGAGGAACCUGCGGGUUCUGAAGGCUGUAGCCGGGUGGAGCUGGUGGAAACUUUUCUGCAGGCUGCGCCCUCUGCUCGAUGUGAACAUGGACAACGAAAGACUGAGAACCAAGGAGGAUGAAAUAUCGGCUCUGAGGCGCCGCCUGGAGAAGUCUGAGAAGGAGAGGAACGAGCUGAGGCAGACUGCAGACAGCCUGGAGACCAAGGUUACCGCUGUGACAUCAGAACUAAGUGAUGAGCGUUUCCGAGGCGAUGCAGUGGGUCAGGCUCUGGAUGUGGAGAGGGCAGAGAGGCUUCGACUCAGCCGGGAGAACAAGGACCUGCUGGCUCGGCUGGAGCAGUGGAAGGUUACCAUGGAGACCCUGGAGAAGCAGCUGGAGGAGGAGAAGCAGAAAGCUCAAGUUGCUGCAAGUCAGAGAGGAGCUGCAACAGAGGGCGAGCUGGCCAUGCAGCUGGAGUGCUGCCAGACCGAGGUGGAGUUCGUCCGCAGACGUCUGAAGCAGACGGAGGAGAAGCUGGAGACGGAGAGGCAGAGCAGACAGCAGCUCGACACCAAGGUGGCAACGCUGCAGGCCCAGCUGGAGCAGUCUCGGAGGAGCGCGUCGGAGCUGAAACGCCACUGUCGCAGGGUGACCUCUGAACUCCAGGAUGCCAGAGUACUCAGCGAUGCCCUGCAGAGUCGCAUGCACGAACUGGAGCGCAAACAGAGAAGGUUUGACAGUGAGCUGGCCCAGGCUCUGGAGGAGGCCAACAGUGAGAGAGAGCAGAAGGACAAAGCCUUGCAGGAGAACUCAGCUCUGGGUUCUGAAGUGUUCGGCCUGCGCCGCAGCCUGCAGGAGAUGCAGGCUGAGAUGAGUCGCCUGCAGAGGCAGAAGGAGGAGCUAUGCGCUCAGAUCAGAGACCUGAGCCUGCCGGUCGACUUGGCCUCGGACUCGGUGCCUGACAUGAAGAAACAGAUCCGCCUCCUGGAGAGCCAGGCCAGCGAGAAAGCCAAGGAGACGAGCAAACUGUCCGCCCAGAUUCAGCAGCAGAAGCAGAUCCACAUGCGGUUCGAGAUAGAGGUGGAGAGGAUGAAGCAGAUGCAUCAGAAGGAGCUGGAGGAUAAAGAAGAAGAGUUGGAGGACGUCCAUAAGUCCUCUCAGAGACGGCUGAAGCAGCUGGAGAUGCAGUUGGAGCAGGAGUACGAGGAGAAGCAGAUGGUGAUUCAUGAGAAGCACGACUUGGAGGGACUCAUAGCAACAUUGUGUGAGCAGGUGGGACACAGAGACUUUGACAUGGAGAGGAAGCUGAGGAGAGACCUGAAGAGAACCCACGCCCUGCUGGCCGACGCCCAGCUGCUCCUCGCCACCCUGGACAGCUCAGGCCAGAACCGACCCAACGGCAGCAAAGACCAGAUCGAACGCCUGCACUGCCAGCUGGAGGAGAGCGAGGCGAGGCGGCUGGAGGCGGAGAACUCACAGAAAGCCGUCGCCAUGGAGCUGGAGAACGUCCAGCUGGAGCUGGAGAAUAUCUGCAGGCAGAAGAGUGUGGUGGAUGAACAGUUGGCGCUGCUGCAGCAUGAGAAGAUGGAUCUGCUGAAGAGGCUGGAGGAAGACCAGGAAGACCUCAAUGAGCUGAUGAAGAAACACAAAGCUCUUAUUGCACAAUCCUCCAGUGACAUCUCUCAGAUCAGAGAGCUGCAAGCCGAGCUGGAGGAGGUGAAGAAACAGAGACGCUCGCUCCAAGAGGAGCUUCAGCAGUGCGUGUCCAGGGUGCAGUUCCUGGAGUCGUCCACUGUGGGGCGCAGCAUAGUCAGCAAACAGGAGGCCCGUGUGUGUGACCUGGAAAACAAAUUGGAGUUUCAGAAGGGGCAAGUCAAGAGGUUUGAGGUGCUGGUGCUGCGUCUGAGGGACAGUGUGGUUCGCCUGGGAGAGGAGCUGGAGCAGAGCGCCCAGGCUGAAGCUCGAGAGAAGGAACACGCCCGGUACUACCAGCAGAGGCUGCAGGAGAUGAGGCUGGAGAUGGACGAGCUGAGCCAGAGGGAGCAGGACAGCAGCCGGCGCCGCAUGGAGCUGGAGAUGCAGGUGGAGGAGCUCUCCGCCGUGCGACAGACGUUACAGGCCGACCUGGAGACUUCGAUCCGCCGCAUCGUCGAUCUGCAGGCCGCCCUGGAGGAAGUGGAAUCGAGCGACGAGAGUGAGACCGAAAGCGUUCAAACUGCAGUGGAGUCCUUCACUCGAAAAAAAGACCUUGACUCUGUGUCCAGCAUCGGCUCUGUUUGCUCAAAGGACGUCGGAGAGGGCAUUCGCUCCCGUAGGGGCGGCUCUCCCUACAGCAGCCAAGAUGGCCGUCAGUCUGUCACAGACACCAUGAGCACCUACAGCUUCCGUUCUUGUUUGGACCCUGAUGAUGAGGGCUCUGAGGCCGGCCUUGUUGGUGGCGGUGGAGGUGCCAGACAUCUCAGCCGGGCUCCGUCCUCCUCGGCGCUGUCCGAGCUGCUGGACGGACUCCGGAAACGCAGGGCGAGCACAGAGGUGGCAGACGGGGCUGGCAGCACUGUGUCCCUUCCCAUUUACCAAACCACCGGAGCCUCCACUCUCAGGCGGAGGGCCUCGGCUCUUUCCCUCAGUCCGGCGGACGUCCAGGAGCUCCGGCCUGGCCCUGGCAUCCUGAAACCGCCGUCUCCUCUGCUGCCGCGCGCCGCCAGCUCUCGCUCCGUCACCGACUCGGAAAAGCUCCCUCGGUUCAACUCGAGCGGCUCUGCCUCCUCGCUCCCGUCCCUGCCUCGCCUCUCCUCUCUGUCUUCUUCCCUUGCCGCCCGCCAUCCUCCUCCGUCCCUGUCCAUCCCUGAGGAGGACCAGGACGAGCCCCUGCGCUCGGCGGCCGCUCCCUUCCAGCGCUCCCCUCAGCCGCUGCGGCGGUGCAUGCUGGAGAGCGUCGCGACUGCUGCAGACGGAGGCGAGGGGUCCCUGGGGUCGGAACCUAUGGUCUUCCAGAACCGGCGUCUGACUGGCGACGACGACGCUGCCUCAGACAUCCUGCCCGCCAUCCGCAGGGCCCAGUCCACCAGCAGCCUGGCCAGCUCCAUCAAAGGCACCAGGAGGGCGCUGAGCGUCCACUUCGGAGAGCUGCCCCCGUCCACACGCAGCAGGAAGAGCUCUGAGACGGAGUCGUCCAGUUCAGGCGGGUCUGGGGGAAGCUCCCAGGGCAGCGGGCCGCGGCGGAGGCUGGAGCGACCGCAGGGACAGAGGCUGGAGGCGGAGGGGAGCGAAGGGGGAGACGUGGCUUCAGUCAUGAAGAAGUACCUGAGGAAGGAAGUCGAUUGAUGCAGGCCAGGUGAGAUGUAGACAGGAAAUGGAGCGCCGGGUUUCCCUCAGUGGAUCAUAAGCCUGGCGGGCCACCAGGCUGUACUUCCUCCCCCACCAGGCUGAGCAUUGUUUGUUCAUUUUAUUUUUAUACACCAGGAACAUUAACUGCAUUUCCACUACAAUCUUUGUCUAUAUUCUGCUCAUGUUUAAGAAACACAACUUUGCAAGUGUAGUGUUUCCAUUAAAUAAAAAUUCAUUUCAAAUCACAUGUGAAUGAACUUGUUCCCAUGAUAAGUUAUUGAAAAAUUAUGGCAGCAAUGGAUGUAAACAGUUACAUGAGAUAUAUUCAUAAUACAGCCAUAUUGCUAACACUCAUCAUCUGUCAGCCAAUCAGAGAGAUGUCAGCGUCUUAUUGAGGUUUUGGAGCGAUAGGCCCCGCCUACUUGGAAAUAGCUUUGGGGAAAUUGUAAUCUGUGAUUUUACAAAAGAGUUAUGGAUUCAUAACUGAUACACAACUUUUUAUAAACUGUGAUUCUGUGAGCUGUAGUGGAGCCAGAUUCAGCAUCACCUCCUGCUACUUCCUGCUGGGUUCCGGUUAGCUGGAUGUCCACCAGUGGUAACAUUCAGCUGUUGAUCAUGUGACUUGUGUGAUGUGAAAAAAGUUUCUCAAUGCGGCCAUAAAAAAGCAUCUCAACAUUAGAUUUUUUUUUAAAAAUAAAUCUCAUUAUGCAGAUGUAUUUUUAUAACUUAAUUUUGCACAUUUCUAGAGUUGCAGACAGAAUAGACGGAUGAGGCCCAGUUUCUGGGUUGUUGUUUUUUUUUGGGACUGCCUCCGCAUCCGCCUGUUGGCCUCACACGCUAAUAUUUCCAAAUUACGAUGCCAGUGAACCUCUGGAAUUGUUUAGAACUUUGAACAUUUAACUCAGAAACGUGGCGGGCCGCUGGUGGACUUUCCCCGCUGCCAGGCUUCGCAGGUUUCCGGGGCAAACCCUGGAGUGGCGACUGAGGGAACGAUUUCAUUCACACAUCAAGUUAUUCAUGCAUCAAAUGACUUCAAUAUCUGGGCCAUAUUUCCCAAAAGCAUCUUAAGCUGAUUGAGAAAUCCAGCGGAGGGAUCACAGCUGCAGUCACACCAGUGCAGCAUUUUAUUUCUUCAUGACUUAAAACAGGCAGGUCCCUUAUCAACAAAUGAGCCGCCAGCUUUGGCUGUUACUGAUCCCACAGCUUAUCACUGUGUGCUAAAUAUUCACUUCUAUUUCUGUAAAAUAUUGAAGUUCCUCUGAAUUCCACACUCAUUCACAGGAAUUAUAUCAAAAUCUCACGUCUAAUCGAAACCCUCAAUUUAGCUUAUAGUUGAGUACCACCUGAGACCAUUUGUUAAUGGGUUUUAUUGAUUAACCACAUUUUUUGAUUUAUGAAGAUUUUAUAUGUGUAACAUUGUGAUUUAUUUUCACCAAUUCACUCAUUGUGUAGUGUAGGCCAACUCGACACUAAAAAACAUCAUUUUACAAGAAUACAAUCAUAAUACAAUAAAGUCAAAAUAAUACGAGUAUAAAGCUUUUGCAUUACCAGAAUAAGGCUAUAAUAUUAGGAGAAUAAAGUUGAUCAGGACUCCAAGAUGAAAAAUAACACAAAAUAAAUCAACUAAAAUGAGCAAUGUUGAGCAUCUGGUGAAGUUAUACUUUGUUUUUGGUUUUACAAAUGAAGACAUAUUUAAUCUCUUUUAAAAUAUCAGCAUCAAAUUAUUAUCAGUAGCAGGACUUUUAAGGAUGUACUGCGCAUACAAAUAUAUCAAUAAAAUAUAUAUGUGUGAUUUUAAUUUAAUUUAUUUAAUGGAAACAUAAUUUGGAAGUUAUGUUUUAUUGACAGAAUAUUGAAAAAUGUUGCGCACUUUUGUAACAAACUCAGCUUGUGGGAACAUACUGUAAAGUUAUGUCAUAUAAUAAACUCUGGUUGGCUUUUAUUUCAAGGCUUAAAAUUCAAUUUAGAAAUAGAACCAAAAACAAAACUUUUUUUGCAGAUUGUUUCAUUAAAUUUUUUUCAAAUCCAGCAUAUCCAUGCACUUUUAUUAUCAUUAAUUUUUUUGCCUGAAGAAUUCUAUAAAUGUGUUCAGAACACAGCUUUGAGGAGAAAAAUGUGAUCAUUAUCAGGGAAACGCAGCCAUGAUUAUUUUGGCAGCGCUGCGCAGCCACCAUCAGCCACGGCCAUUAAUCACAUAAAACAGAACAAAAUAACAACGUCAUUUUCUCCCAAAUGAGCGGCUCCUGCUGGGGGUCGGUGUAGCAUGACUCAGGCAGAAUUAAAGAUGCCUUUUCGUUUCCAGUCCCGGCUCAACACGAGGAGAGGUUCUCAGGUGGUGGAUGGAUCCGGGCCCGGGCUUGUAUCUGCAGCUCAACAUCAUAUCACACCCUGCUUUCACAUCAACCUUUCUGGUCUGACCAUCAUGUUCUUUUACGCUUUUUUUUUUUUUUUUAAUAUCCCAUCAGCCUCCUUGUGUGUUAGCUUCCAGCUGUGAGCUUCAAAGAGACUUGCAGACCACAGGAUGCUGAAUGAAAAGCUUUGGAAGUCAACGCUGAUGCUUUGGACUCCUCCAGAUAUUAAAGCCACUGGAAAAGCACUCUGUAUUUUCAAAUAUGUUCUGUUUGUAUAUGAUUAAAAAUGAAUGAAUGAUU
Messenger RNA from Poeciliopsis prolifica (blackstripe livebearer), 9512 nucleotides. Its product is annotated as unconventional myosin-XVIIIb-like. The record is from RefSeq and is a predicted model, not a curated record. The transcript is spliced from 44 exons. The coding region runs from base 16 to 6858 and encodes 2280 amino acids. Gene Ontology annotation, cellular component: myosin complex. Gene Ontology annotation, molecular function: ATP binding; protein binding; cytoskeletal motor activity. NCBI's taxonomy places the organism in Eukaryota, Metazoa, Chordata, Actinopteri, Cyprinodontiformes, Poeciliidae.